This is a messenger RNA of Octopus sinensis (East Asian common octopus), 3486 nucleotides long. RefSeq names its product protein CIP2A-like. The transcript has 23 exons. Bases 150 to 2846 code for a protein of 898 amino acids. The record is from RefSeq and is a predicted model, not a curated record. Lineage: Eukaryota; Metazoa; Mollusca; Cephalopoda; Octopoda; Octopodidae.
AUCUCGCUCCUCACCAUUACGGUGCGACCUCCGCAUCAGUCUCACCAUCACCCGCGGCAACGCUGCAAGCGUGCGGGUGUGUCUCAAUAGCUAUUAGAGAGGUUUCCCAGCGCCCCCAACUUUUCAACCCAAGCAACUGAUCUGCAACCAUGGAAACAUCUGCUUGUAUAAAAGCUCUUGUGUUCGCCACUACUCAGUAUUAUAAUAACAAGACUGACUCAACCCUUGUGCACUUGCAACGUCAAUUAGAUGUUAUGAUUGGAGUUACAGCCCAACGAUCAAACAGUAAAUAUUUCCUUCCACCUCAACUGGCAGCUACAGAAUGUCUGACUUGUUUAGUGGAUGUCUUAUCUGAUCCCAGCACUGUACGACAUUUGUCACUGAAAUGUAUCCAACUACUUAGUAACUUAGUGCAUGAACCCCAAAUUCGGACAAGCUUAUACAAAGAUUUUAAUUUGUUUGCUGCUUUAGCCAGUCUAAUUAUAAAUAAUUCUAAUAAAGCAUCAGAUAAUUUGGCUUUGGAUUCUGUGCAGCUUCUUCAAAAAAUCACCUAUGGCCAGGCUAUUAAUUUUUAUGAAAACUACUAUGAAGACCUCAUUAGUUAUCUUGUCAAGCAGAUAUUACUUCCUGAAAACUCAGUCACGCUGCCUUGUCUUGGUUUAUUGGCUAAUCUUUGCCGCAACUGUAAUACCAUACAGGUUUUCAUCAACAACAUGGAAGUAUCUCGCAAGCUGAAGCUAACUUUGAUCCCGUUUCUGUCUCAUAAUAACUUGAGCAUGAUAAUCUUCUCACUCUCCAUACUCACCAGUUUGUGUCUUCAAGAGGAAUUAGGAGACAAACUAUUCAAUGCCAACAACAUCAACCAGACAUUCAAGAUGAUGUUUAAUAUUGUUAUUAAUGGUGAAUCAGGAACCAGUCGUCUUUAUGCCAUUGAUUUAUUUAUUGACAUGAUGAAGAAUUCCAAAAUACAGCAGCUCCUUGCUGUGUUUACUCACCUUUCUGCAUCAUUGAAGGAAGUCUUUGUACUUUUAGGAAGUUGCUCUGCACUGACUGCUACAAAGGUGUUUGAACUCUUCAUUUCAUUCUGUUCGGUCAAAAGUAUUCGGAAAACGCUCAGCUAUUAUCUAUUUGAUCUCUCCCAAUACAAUGACCCAACAGCACCAAAGAAUGUCACAACCUUCCAUCUUGAGGCUAUGACUAGCUGGAUUUCAUCAUCGCUCGAUUCCGAGAUAGAAGCCUCAUGCAGAGCUCUGGAAUUAUGUAUUGAAAUUUUGGAGGAAUUGAAUCAAAACAGUUGGCUUAAAGACCAAGAAAAGUCUGUAGAAUCUCUCCUAACUGUUUUGCACAAAAGUCUAAAGGCUUCUCCUCCAGUCGCUCACCCAACAGCCAUGAAAACUUUCUGCCAAAAACAAAUCCUCGUUAUUAAAACACUUUAUAAUAUCUGCCAAGGAAGCAUGUUUGUUGAAAAAAUGUUAUCCUAUUUGCGAGUUGAAGAUUUCCGCCAGCUGUUAGAGUUUCACUUCAACAACAACACCAACUUCUCUAUGAAUCACACCAGAAAAGAUGCCAAAAGUCAGAACUGGGGUGACCUCAGUGUAUCAUUGGUGCUAUAUCUAUUGAAUUUCUUGUUGUUCAUUAAUGUGCCUGAAGUAAAAUCAUUCUUUGAAAAUGUCAUGCAGGAUUCCAAUAUUGUGCAAUUCUUAGCGAAGGGAUUCUUGUCGUCUGAUCGCAAUGAAGUACAUGCAGCUAUAAACUUACUUUCUAUUGGAUCCAAGCUGGAAUCGUUCCCUCAUGUCGCGUUGGGUGAUGCCUUGGCUGCUAACAACGUUGUCCGUGAACAAGAUCAUAAAACAAUGAACAAUUCUUCAUUUGGAUGGAAUAGCAAUGUCCACAACUCUUACAAUAUUUUACCAUCAAAUCAUGGUGGUCAGAAAGUUCCUGGAAAAUCAGCAUCAAUUGCUGAGCAGAACAUUGAAGAUUUGAUUGAAAAACUUCAAACUGGUUUAGAGGUAAAAGAUGUGAAGCUUUCUGAAAUGAUAGAUGUUUAUGAGCACAAGCUGCAGUCAAUGCAGAUGAGAGAACAGCAGCUACAAGACCUUUUGGAAGCUAAGACAUUAGCAGUGGUCCGUGCUGAUCGUGUCAUAAGUCAAUUCAGGUCUCGUCGUGCAGAAGCAGAAGCAGAGAACUGUAGCAUACGUAAUAUGCUCCGAACUUUUGAAAAAAGAACAGAAGAAUAUCAAGAAAAGCUACAAAAUAUGACUGCUCUUGAGACAAACUAUAACAAUUUACUGGCUGAAAAACAGAAACUGGAAUUAAUGGCAGAGGAACAUGUGGUAUUGAAAGAAAACUAUAAUGAACAAAGUCAAAAGUUAGAGAAUGCUGAACAUAUGCUCAAUACUUUGAGACAGGAACAUACUUCAUUGACAGAGAUGCAUGAAAUUUUACGUAAACAUCAUGAAACACUGAAGCAACAGAAUGAAGUGAGUCUUGAAAAGCAAGGCAAACUCUCAAGGCAACUAAAAGAAUCAGAAUCAUUGGUUAAAUCAUUACAAAAAACUGUAUCAGAGAUUGAAGAACAGCUGCAGAAACUGUCUAAGGAGCGUGAUGAUUUAGAUGAAGCCAUUGAAAAAGUACGGAGAAGUUUGGACAAAACUGAAAUAGAGAAAAAAGAACUACAGCAAAAGAUCACUUCCCUUGAAGUUGUGUGUCAAAAACAUGAACGUGUCAUCAAAGAGAAAACUGGAGAAUUAGAAGAAGUUAAAGAUAAUCUUGCCAAACAUGAACAAAUAGCUGCCAUGAUUCAUAACCUAAGUAGUAGCAAAAUUCCACCAAAGGUGUCUUUUUAAGGACUUUGCUAAUAAUGUCUCUUUCUAUGUUUGUGUGAGUGUGGAGUAUGUGCAUGUGGCCAUGUGUGUGUGUAUAUAUAUAUAUAUAUAUAUAUAUAUAUAUAUACACACACACAAUUGCUUUAACUGAGAUCUUAAGUUUCACCUGAAUUAAUUCAACUAGACUGAUGCAAUGCAUGUCACACAAGCAAAUACAUGUGUGUAUGUGUGUGUAUAUAAUUGGGUGUUUGUGUAGAUGAUGUGUGUUGCAUGAUUAAGUUUGCUUGGCUAUCAUGUGAUUCUGAGUUCAAUCCAGCUAUAUGGCAGGUACAUUGGACAGAAGUAUUUUUUUCCCAUUACUUAGAAUCUGAUCCAAAUCUUGAGUGAAGUCCUAUUGAUAAAGACUGUGUGGUGGCUUAUAGCAUGUGCUGUAUUUGUGUUUCAAAGGGUCAACUUUGUCAUACUGAAAAUUAAAGAGUACCAAUGUGUGUAAUACCUCAAGGAUUAUGAAAGGGACCAGUGUGUGGAAUACUCAGCCACUUACAUUAAAAUUCAUUAUGUAGUUCUUUUGGGGUAGGUAUCACUUUACAUAGAUUUCUCAAAUUUCAAUAUCAAGAUAAAACUUAAUGAAAUAUUAAAUUCUAAAUAUUACAAAAUCAUA